CUGUCCGCAGUCUCUGGUCAUCCCUGUGCUGUCCGCAGUCUCUGGUCAUCCCUGUGCUGUCCGCAGUCUCUGGUCAUCCCUGUGCUGUCCGCAGUCUCUGGUCAUCCCUGUGCUGUCCGCAGUCUCUGGUCAUCCCUGUGCUGUCCGCAGUCUCUGUCUCUGGUCAUCCCUGUGCUGUCCGCAGUCUCUGGUCAUCUCCUGUACUAUGUCCGCAGUCUCUGGUCAUCUCCUGUACUGUGUCCGCAGUCUCUGGUCAUCCCUGUACUGUGUCCGCAGUCUCUGGUCAUCCCUGUACUGUGUCCGCAGUCUCUGGUCAUCUCCCGUACUGUGUCCGCAGUCUCUGGUCAUCUCCCGUACUGUGUCCGCAGUCUCUGGUCAUCUCCCGUACUGUCCGCAGUCUCUGGUCAUCCCUGUACUGUGUCCGCAGUCUCUGGUCAUCUCCUGUAUUGUGUCCGCAGUCUCUGGUCAUCCCUGUACUGUGUCCGCAGUCUCUGGUCAUCCCUGUACUGUGUCCGCAGUCUCUGGUCAUCUCCUGUAUUGUGUCCGCAGUCUCUGGUCAUCUCCCGUACUGUGUCCGCAGUCUCUGGUCAUCUCCCG
Staurois parvus is the source of this 597-nucleotide messenger RNA. The record is from the annotation of a GenBank genome assembly. NCBI's taxonomy places the organism in Eukaryota, Metazoa, Chordata, Amphibia, Anura, Ranidae.